AUGAUUUAUGUCAAUAUUGUAACUCUCAAUAUGUUCUACAAGCCUUUGAAGGAUCUCAUGUUUCUCGUAAACUCCUGUAUUGUUUUCACAAUUUCAACAACACUGAUUCUGAUAUCCAUGACCCUUAAUUGGGUUAACCAGUAUAUUAUAAAAAGGAUACUGCUAAUACUGAAGAUCUUUAUAGGUAUACCGAUUUCCAUAUUUUCAAGAAAUUGCAUUAAUUUUAUGACUUUGCCAAUUAAUAUCCCAAUCAAGAUAGUUACUGGAUCAUCGAUACAAGAACUACUACUGCAAACUCAUCCUAGAGCCCUUUGGUAUAUACUGAUAACAAUAUGGCAAUACACAUGUGUUGUAUUUUGUUUCGGAUUACUCCUUGGUAUAAUGUUUGGAUGCGCUCUAGCAGUAAUUCAUUCAUUGAUUAAAAUUCCUGAUGUAUUUAUCGACCUAUCACAAUUAUACGUAAUUUUUAAAGAAAAAUUAUUAAAUGCAUUACCAACAGUUCCCCUACCUCUAUUUGAAAAUAGUUCAGGAGAAACAAAGGAAGAUUAUUCAAAAGUGGCAUCUACUUCUACAGUUGCAAGUUCGGUUGAUGGAGAGGAUCAAAAGCCAAUCGAUUCAUUAAUUAGCAAGGCUCCUUCAGAACCUUCUAUGCAAAGUCCGUCGAGCUCACCAUCAAAAGUUGCAUCAACCGGCGAAAUAGAUAUAUCUGAUUUAACAUCACCAACAGGAAAUGUUUUCGAAGUAGCAUCAAAAUUACCUAGUAAUUUCUUUCAAGAGGGAAAAUCUCAGGUGGAUGAAACAAUUAAACAAAUGGCAAUGGAGGAAGAGGCAUCUCAAGACUAUCAUAUAAUUUCUUACAUGACUCCACCAAUGUCUCCAAGAAAUGAAUAUACAAACAACGAUAGUUAUAAUAGUCAGCCAGCUUCUUCAAAUCUCUCCUCUUCUUCUAGUAUUCUUGAUCAGAACAUAAUUUCCUCGACGAUUCGAACAUCUCGCGAAGCACCGACUGGAAAAGAAAUACGGAGAGAAAACUAUAGAAGUAUUAAUAUGCUUUCUGAGGAAGGCUUAUUCAAAGACAACAAUUAA
Naumovozyma castellii is the source of this 1086-nucleotide messenger RNA. RefSeq names its product Ldb16p (gene LDB16). The transcript has a single exon. Lineage: Eukaryota; Fungi; Ascomycota; Saccharomycetes; Saccharomycetales; Saccharomycetaceae. The record is from RefSeq and is a predicted model, not a curated record. The coding region runs from base 1 to 1086 and encodes 361 amino acids.